Messenger RNA from Alnus glutinosa, 3837 nucleotides. RefSeq lists its product as uncharacterized. The transcript has 2 exons. Lineage: Eukaryota; Viridiplantae; Streptophyta; Magnoliopsida; Fagales; Betulaceae. The coding region runs from base 1 to 3837 and encodes 1278 amino acids. Gene Ontology annotation, molecular function: nucleic acid binding; RNA-DNA hybrid ribonuclease activity. The record is from RefSeq and is a predicted model, not a curated record.
AUGAGUAUAUUAAGUUGGAACUAUCGGGGGCUUGGGAACCUUCGGACAGUUCAGGAUCUUUGCCGGAUGGUGAAGGAAAAGCGACCCGAUAUGGUUUUCUUAAUGGAAACUAAGCAAAAAACAGCCAGGAUGAAAAGUUUAAAGUUCAAACUGGGUUAUGACUGUGUGUUUGUGGUGGACUGUGUUGGCAGAAGUGGUGGCUUGGCGUUGUUCUGGAAGGAGGAUUUUCAGGUAACAAUUCAAAACUAUAGCCUGAGGCAUAUUAAUGGGGUAAUUUUUUCUGAAGUGUUUGAUUGUUCAUGGAAAUUUACGGGGUUCUAUGGACACCCGAAGGUCCAUAAGAGGAAGGAAUCUUGGGAUCUUUUGAGACACUUAGCCACGUUAUCACCUUUAUCAUGGUUAUGCAUGGGGGAUUUUAACAAAAUAAUUGAAGAUGCAGAAAAAUGGGGGAGGGGGCACGUCGAGCUCGAGCUCAAGCUCAAAUGGUGGCUUUCCAAUCAACGUUGGAGACAUGCAGAUUGGCUUAUAUGGGAUUUUUUGGCUCACGAUUCACGUGGUCAAACAAGCAGUAUGAUGUGGAGAAGAGUCAAUAUUGAUCCUAAUGACCGCCUGAUUACAGAAAGAACAAAACAACUUGGUAACCUCCAAGUUGAUGAAACUGAGGCAGAGAUGGAAAAUAUCAAACAGUUGCAAGAGGAAGUAAAUGAUUUGAUUGAACUGGAGGAUUUAAAGUGGAGGCAAAAAGCUAAGCAAGAUUGGCUUCAAUUUGGUGAUAAAAACUCAAAAUAUUUCCACGCUUGUGUAAACCAGAGAAGGAAGAAUAAUCAGAUAAAGCAAAUUCAGAACCGGUUGGGCGUGGUAUGCAGAGAACAGGAGACUAUUGAGGAAGCCUUUGUGGAUCAUUUCAAGACUCUGUUUCAAGCAAUCCGAUUAGAAAAUGUGGAGAAAUGUCUGGUAGGAAUGGAAAGCAGAAUUACAGAUGAGAUGAAUGAGCACUUGCUACAACCUUGUACUCCAGAGGAAGUCAGCCAAGCAUUACAACAGAUGGGACCGCUAAAAGCCCCAGGCCCAGAUGGUUUUUCGGCAGAUUUUUAUCAACAAAAUUGGAGUACAGUUGGAGAUGAGGUAUGUCGAGCUAUUUCAAAAUUUAUUAGCGUUGGUGUUAUGGAUUUGGAAAUUAAUGCUACCCAUAUUGUGCUUGUCCCAAAGAAACCAAAGCCUACUUCAGUUUCAAAUUUUCGCCCUAUUAGCCUUUGUAAUGUUAUUUACAAGCUUACCUCUAAGGUAUUGGCAAAUAGGCUUAAAGGGGUUUUACCUUUUAUUAUCUCAGCAAAUCAAAGUGCCUUUAUUCCGGGGCGCUUAAUCUCUGAUAACAUUCUUGCUGCAUAUGAGACGUUGCAUUCCAUGCAAACUCAUCAUUGGGGGAAAGUGGGCCAUGUUGCGGUUAAGCUUGACAUGAGUAAGGCUUAUGAUAGAGUGGAGUGGAGGUUCUUGGAUGAGGUUAUGAGAAGAAUGGGGUUUGCACGUAAAUGGCGAGAGUUGAUUAUGCAAUGUAUCCAGUCGGUUAAUUUUUCUGUUCUCAUUAAUGGACAAAAAACAGAAAAUUUCCAACCCUCUCAAGGCAUUCGACAAGGAGAUCCUCUUUCUCCUUACCUUUUUAUUAUAUGUGCGGAAGCACUGAGUAAUUUACUAGCUCAAGCUGAGAAUUCUGGAUGGCUCUCGGGGGUUCCUACAUCACCUAAGGGGCCUUGUUUAAACCACCUAUUUUUUGCAGAUGACAGCCUAUUGUUUUGCAGGGCCAUUUCGAGAGAUUGGGGGUGGUUAUCUAACCUUCUUGAGUGUUAUGAAAGGGCUUCGGGUCAACUGCUUAAUAAAGAAAAGACUUCUCUUUUCUUUAGUCGGAAUACAAGCCAAGAUGCUCGAGAAUAUAUCCAAAGAUUAUCAGCUGUCCCCAGUACGCAAAGAUAUGAUAAGUAUUUGGGGUUGCCAGCUCUGGUGGGCAAAUCUAGGGUGCGGGAAUUUCAGAAUAUUAAAGAUAGGGUUUGGAAGAAACUGCAUGACUGGAAAACAAAAUUUCUCUCUCAGGCUGGGAAGGACAUACUGCUUAAGGCUGUGAUUCAAGCUAUUCCUACAUAUAGCAUGAGCGUAUUCCUUCUCCCACAGAAACUUUGUAUGGAUAUCAAUUCCAUGAUGCAGAAAUUCUGGUGGGGGCAUAAAGAAAAUGAUUCAAAGAUCCACUGGAUGAGAUGGAAAAAGUUGGGUUUCUCAAAGUCAAAUGGAGGAAUGGGGUUUAGAGAUUUGAGGUGUUUUAAUACAGCUUUGUUAGCAAAACAGGGUUGGAGGCUUCUUCAUAAUCCCCACAGUUUGGCAGGCCAAAUACUAAAAGCAAAAUAUUUUCCAAGGGUAGAUUUUUUGGGGGCUUCUCUCGGGCGACGACCUUCGUUUGCUUGGAGAAGUAUUAUGUCCUCAAAAGAUUUAAUUCAAGAGGGUAUGAAAUGGAGAAUUGGAAAUGGUAAUUUGGUUAAAAUUUGGGGGGAUAAAUGGUUACCUACCCCAACGACGUAUAAAGUUCAGUCACCUAUAACGAUUUUGCCUGAGGAAGCAGUGGUGAGAACAUUAAUAGAUGGGGAGUCUAGAGGGUGGAACAAGGCUCUUGUCAAUUCAGUUUUUUCCAAGGAGGAGGCUGAUAUUAUUUUUUCCAUUCCUCUUAGCAAAUAUGGAAAUCCUGAUAUGCUUAUAUGGCGGGGGUCCUCAAAUGGAGAAUUUACCGUUCUGAGUGCCUACUAUAUUGAGAAAGAUAGGCAAGAGGUAACACGGGGUGAAUGUUAUAAAAAUGGAAGUGAUCAAAACUUGUGGAAGUUGAUAUGGAGAAUGAAGGUCCCUAAUGCGGUUAAGGUUUUCAUUUGGCGUGCAUGUCAAAAUAUCCUUCCAACGAAGGAUAAUUUACAAAAGAAAGGUAUUUCUCUUGACCCUUUAUGCUUGUUUUGCAAGAAAGAAUUGGAAACGGUGAAGCACAUUUUAUGGGAUUGUCCUUCGGUGGUUGAUGUUUGGGGGGCAGGGGGAAGACUGAUUCAAAAGAGCUAUGUGGCUGGCUAUUCUUUUGCAGAAGUUAUGGAGUAUCUAUUUGAUAGGUGCAGUGGGGAAGAGAUUGAAGUUCAUGCAAAGAUUGCUAGACGUAUUUGGUUUAGGAGGAAUUCGAUGGUUCAUGAUGGGGAGUUUAUCCACCCAAAUGAAAUAAUAAAGAUUUAUGCAACUUUCAUUAACGAAUAUUGGAAUUCUCUGAAGAGAAAGGGAGAUUUUGAUUCGGUACUGAAGACUCGGGCAGGAACAUCUAUAGUGAGAUGGGUCCCUCCUCCUUCUAGUUUUUUUAAAAUUAACUGUGAUGUGGCUUUAGACAACAAAAAUGGCAGGAUGGGUAUUGGUUUGUUGAUAAGAGAUUCCAAUGGUAAGGUUUAUGCAGCUGCUAGUCAGGUGGUGGAUUUUAUAUUUGAUCCGGUUGUUGGGGAGUCCAUAGCGGCUUUGAAAGCUGUUGAAUUUUGUAAGAACAGAGGGCUGGACAAAAUCAUGGUAGAAGGAGAUUCCCUUCAAGUGGUACAUUCUAUCAAUAAACCAGGAUUAAAUUGGGGAAAGUAUGGACACAUUGUGGCUGAUAUUCACGAAGUCCUCCGGUUUUUUCGGGCUUGGAAGGUUUGUCAUACGCCAAGAGAAGCGAACUCAGCGGCACAUUCGCUUGCAAAAGAGGGAAUUCAGUUUGUCGCAGAUCGAGUUUGGCUUGAUUGUUAUCCGAAUAGUAUUAGAGAGAUUGUAAUUUCAGAGUUACCUACUCUGGUCCAUUAA